AUGAACUCGUCACCACGCCCGCUAGCCAAUGGCGGUGGCGUCGGCAGCGGCGUCGGCGUCGGCUCUCCCGGUCCAGUCGCCCGCCGAGCCGCCAAGUCGACGGAGCCGCCCUCUCCUGCAUCUGCAUCAACAUCAACAUCCACCCCUGCCCCUGCCACUGCCACUGCGCCCGAAUCCCCCGGACCCGGACCAAGUCCCCAUCUCCCGCGCCGCACAACCAUAUCCGUCGACGAGGGCGUCUUUGCUCGCCGCCGUCCAACCUCGGGCAACUUCGGUUCCGACCCCCAAAAUCCCCAGCUCGGCGACCUCCGCCGCCGCAGCUCAACCUUCUCGGACCUCAGCCUGACCGAGGCCAGACGGAACUUGCAUGACGACAUCCUCAACCCAGGCGGCAUGGGCUCCGACGACCGCGUCAUGUCGUGGUCGUCGUCGCUCCCCCUCGUCUUUGCUCUGCUGCCUGCCGUCGGCGGCGUCUUCUUCAAGAAUGGCAGCGCCGUUAUUACUGAUAUCAUGCUGUUGGGCUUGGCCGCCGUCUUCCUUAACUGGUCUGUGACACAACCUUGGGCCUGGUACAAAUCGGCCCAAGAAAUCCGGGUCAGGGAGGAGACGGUCAUGGGGAUGGCACUCGAGGACGACGGUGACAACGAGAAAGCCGGCGACCUGUCCCCACCACCAAGUCCAGCAAAGCUGAACGGCGUACUCGAGGACCAGGGGGCGUCCCCUGAUACUGCCACUCGUAUGGAAAGUAGCAGAGACGGCAAUGCAGAUGUUUCCCGUGGCGCGGCUCUAGCCCGAAAAGCUUUGAAUGAGCUCUACAUUCACGAAGUUGCCGCGCUGCUCCUUUGCUUUGCCUCGCCUGUCGUGGGCGCAUGGAUACUGCAUGCUAUACGGAACCAGCUCAGCCGACCAUCAGAGGGGCUGGUCUCGAACUACAACCUCACCAUAUUCAUCCUAGCCGCCGAGGUCGUGCCCCUCUCGCACACCAUCAAGCUCGUCCAGGGCCGCACCCUGCACUUGCAGAGGGUCGUGCAGUCCAACCCGUACCGGCAGGAAAUGGUUACUCCGGCGCAGGUGCAGGACCUAGUCAAGCGGCUCGACGAGCUGGAGGCGACGCAGGCCAGACUCGAGGCGGCAGCACCGCAGCCGCACCAGAGCAAGCCCAGUGACAACAAGCAGCAAGAGGCCAGAAUCGCGCGCGACGUGCGCAACUCUAUUGAGCCCGAGCUCGAGGCGCUGAACCGCGCGGUGCGGCGCUACGAGAAGAAGUCGUCGGUGCUGUCGUCGACUACCGAGGCACGUCUCAUCGCGGUCAAUGCCCGCGUCAACGACGCCAUUGCGCUCGCCGCUGCCGUCUCACAACGCACAAACAACCGCCUCCAGCAUAACUUUCGGCUCUGGCCAUCCCUCCGCGCACUCGGCUCUUUCUUCUUCGAGUUGGCUUUGCUGCCGUUCGUGCUUGUCCUAGCCGCCGUCCUGAAGCUCGCAGAAUUGGUAUCCGCUACAUUCAACAUUGGGGCCGGCAAGAAGAGACCGGGGGUGCCGUCGGCGAAGCGGGGGCAGCCGACUUCGCAGAAUGCGGCGUCUGCCGCGAGCGGCCGUCGCCGAGUCGCUGGUGUCCCUCCAGGGAAGCAGCCCAGGAUGCAGCCGCCAUCGCCACCGCAGCUGCAGCCAUCGCUGGGGCCCUUGUCAUCCGCGAGGAUCGGUGCGUUUGACCGCACGCACCAGUUGCGGCUGUAUAAGAGAUGA
Molecule: messenger RNA, 1746 nt
Organism: Lasiosphaeria miniovina
Lineage: Eukaryota; Fungi; Ascomycota; Sordariomycetes; Sordariales; Lasiosphaeriaceae
Exons: 3
Coding region: 1-1746 (581 amino acids)
Source: RefSeq, a predicted model, not a curated record